AUGAGCGUAGAGCUAGCCGAGAAGCUGCUGGCGUGUGUUGCGCACGAGCAGCAGCAGGAUGUGGAAGUGACCGCGCGGCAGCUGCGCGAGCUGCCGCUGGCGCAGCUGGUGGCGGCCGGACUCGCGGUGAGCCGUCUGCAGCUGGAGAACGUGCGGACCGGGUACGGUGGCAAGGUGUACGCGGAGCUUGGUCCGGCAAGGGGGUUGGCGGACGAGCUGGUGCUGGGGAGCACGGGCGUGGGGGAUAUCGUGCGCGUUUUCGCUCCCAAGAGCAGAGAUGAGGCGCUGGAGGGCGUGGUAUUCCGAUGCAGCGCGCAACAGGUGGUAGUGGCGCUGGACGAGGGGGGCGAGGCGGCUGCCCUGCAGCUGCAGUCGGCCAGUAGCGUGGUGAUGGUGAAGACAGUCAACACAGUGACGUACAAGCGCAUGGAAUCGACGCUGCGCAAGUUGGCGGAGCACGGCGACGAGAUCUCGAAUCCAAUUGCACAGUACCUGCUCUGCCAGCGGCCGUUCCACGCGCAGCCGCCCGAGCAGGGCGUGGAGUUCCACAACCCGGAUCUCAAUGCCUCUCAGCGGGACGCGGUAGCGUUUGCGCUGCGGAACGAGAUCUCGAUCAUCCACGGGCCACCGGGCACCGGCAAGACGCACACGCUGGUGGAGCUGAUCCGGCAGCUGUACGACAGGGGGCACCGCGUGCUCGUGUGUGGGCCGUCCAACAUCGCAGUGGACACCGUGCUGGAGAGGCUGUCGCGUCCGAUCCCGGGCGCGGAGCUGCUGCGUGUCGGGCACCCUGCGCGCCUGCUACCCGGCAACCUUGCCCAUUCGCUGGAUAUUCUGGCCAAGGAGGGCGACGGGGGCAGCAUUGUUCGGGAUAUAGGCAGGGAGAUUAACCAGCGGAUCGCAGACGUCAGGAAGAUCAAGUCAUCUCGCGACCGGAAGAAGGCAUGGCAAGAGGUGCGCGACCUGCGCAAGGAGCUGAAGCAGCGGGAGCGCAACGUGGUGAGCGAACUGAUCCUAGCUGCCCGGGUCGUGGUGUGCACAUUGCACGGGUCCAGCGCCUACAGUCUCUGUCACAUGUAUGACAAGUGUGCGCGGCUUUUUGACACGGUCAUCAUCGAUGAAGUCUCGCAGAGCCUGGAGCCCCAGUGCUGGAUCCCGUUGAUCUCGCACUACCAGUCUAAUAUUUCCAAGCUGGUCAUUGCGGGCGACAACAAGCAGCUGCCGCCGACUGUCAAGACCGAGGACGACGCGCACGUCCGGCAGGUCCUGUCAACCACGAUCUUCGACAAGCUCGAGCGCCACUACGGCGACCAGUUCAAGAAGCUGCUGGACGUGCAGUACCGCAUGAACGAGCGCAUCAUGGCAUUUGCAUCCGAGAGCUUGUACGCGGGCAAGCUAAAGGCGUGGCAGGGCGUGGCGUCGCAGACGUUGGCAGAUCUGCCGGGCGUCGACGAGUCCGACGAUACCAGCGCCCCGCUGGUGUGGUACGACACCCAGGGCGAUGACUUUCCCGAGGCGGAAGAGGCCGCGGGCGGGCCUGCCCUGAUGGCGUCGAAGUUCAACGAAAACGAGGCCUACCUCGUGCUGCACCAUAUCUCGCAGCUCCGCGCGUGCAACGUUCCACAGGAAGCCAUCGGCGUCAUCUCGCCGUACAACGCGCAAGUGGCGCUGCUCAAGAAGAUCAUCCACGGGCAGCAUCCGCUGGUCGAAAUCUCGAGUGUGGACGGGUUCCAGGGCCGCGAGAAGGAGUGCAUCGUGCUCUCCCUCGUGCGCAGCAACGACUCGUUCGACGUCGGCUUCCUGCGCGACGAGCGCCGUCUCAACGUCGCAAUGACGCGCGCGCGGCGCCAGCUGUGUGUCAUCGGCAACAUGGAGACCCUCGAGCGCAGCCAGUCGCAGUUCCUACGUAGCUGGGUGCGGUGGUCAGAAGAGCACAGCGAGAUACGGUACCCAGACCUAAGUGAAAUUCUAUAA
Molecule: messenger RNA, 1974 nt
Organism: Eremothecium gossypii ATCC 10895
Lineage: Eukaryota; Fungi; Ascomycota; Saccharomycetes; Saccharomycetales; Saccharomycetaceae
Gene: HCS1
Product: ATP-dependent 5'-3' DNA helicase HCS1
Exons: 1
Coding region: 1-1974 (657 amino acids)
Molecular function (GO): ATP binding; RNA binding; DNA binding
Source: RefSeq, marked provisional